CCCCCCUUCCCCCCCCCCCUCUCCCUUAUAAGCAUUUUCUCUACCACGCCCCCUCGAUAUCUCUCUUUCUACUUGUUCAUCUUGCCACUCAAGGUCAAUUCUCUAUUCAUUCAAUAAUGUCUCAACCCGUCCCACCCUCCUGGAAGGAUCUCGGCAAAUCUGCCGGUGACCUCUUGCAAAAGGACUACCCUAUCCAAGGUGCCUCCCUCGAGGUCAAGACCCUCACUCCCUCCAACGUCACCUUCAAGGUUCAGGGACAGAGGAACCAAGAUGCCACCAUCAACGGAGACAUUGAGGGAAAAUACGUCGACUUUAAGAACGGUUUGACUGUCACUCAGGCCUGGACGACCACAAACCUCCUCCGAACUCAAGUCGAGCUCGAGAACCUCAUCGCCAAGGGCCUCAAACUUGACUUGGCUACCACCUUGAACCCAGCCAAAUCUCAAAAGGCUGCGAUCCUCACUGCCAUUUACAAGCAGCCCAGCUUGCACACCCGAGCUACCGUUGACCUCUUCAAGGGACCCACAUUCACUGCUGACACUGUCGUUGGACGUGAUGGAUUCCUCGUUGGUGCCGAGGCAUCCUACGAUGUCACCUCUGGAGCUAUCACUCGAUACGCCGGAGCCAUUGGAUUCUCCGCUCCUGAAUACGCCGUCACCCUCCACGGUCUCGGAAACCUCUCCACCUUCAGCGCUAGCUACUACCACAAGGUCUCCAAGGAUGUCGAGGCCGGUGCCAAGGCCAUCUAUGACACCAAGUCGACCUUGAACGGUGUUUCCUUGGAAGUCGGCGCCAAGACUUACCUUGACAACGCUGCAUUCAUCAAGACCAAGAUCAACAACUCUGGUGUCCUCUGUCUCGGAUACACUCAGGCCCUCCGCCCUGGUGUCAAGGCCGCCUUUGGUCUCGCCCUCGACACUACCCGAAUCAACGACCCCACUGCUGGACAAGCCGCCCACAAAGUUGGAGCUUCUUUCACCUUCAACUCGUAGAUCUAGUUUCAGCGUACAUAGCCAUGAUGAUCAUAGGGUACCAAGCAAUGCAAAGUGAUUUUAGAGAA
Kockovaella imperatae is the source of this 1060-nucleotide messenger RNA. Its product is annotated as eukaryotic porin/Tom40. Gene Ontology annotation, cellular component: mitochondrial outer membrane. Gene Ontology annotation, biological process: monoatomic anion transmembrane transport. The coding region runs from base 117 to 992 and encodes 291 amino acids. The transcript is spliced from 10 exons. The record is from RefSeq and is a predicted model, not a curated record. NCBI's taxonomy places the organism in Eukaryota, Fungi, Basidiomycota, Tremellomycetes, Tremellales, Cuniculitremaceae. Gene Ontology annotation, molecular function: voltage-gated monoatomic anion channel activity.